Molecule: messenger RNA, 933 nt
Organism: Beauveria bassiana ARSEF 2860
Lineage: Eukaryota; Fungi; Ascomycota; Sordariomycetes; Hypocreales; Cordycipitaceae
Exons: 2
Coding region: 1-933 (310 amino acids)
Source: RefSeq, a predicted model, not a curated record
AUGGAGCAGUUUGACGCAGAAGUAGACGCCAUUGAAAAUGGUGUUAUCUGUGUGCUUGGCAUCCUCUUGUAUAUCGCUAUCAUUCAUCAGCGCUGGCGUCACCUCAAGACCAAGCCUAGCGGGGAGAAGUGGUACUGCCACAUCUCUCUCGUCCUCUUGUCCAUUUUCGUCAUUGGUAGCAUACUAUGCUCAUCGUGGUUUGGUAUCGCAUGCAGCCGCGACUCGCCGGCGCGCGUUCCCAGCGUCAUCUGGAAAGCAAUAAUGGUCUUGUGUCUCAUUGUCUCCAAGCUGCAUGUCUUCAAUCAAGCUCUACGUCCACAGACGCUCAUCGCGUACUAUGCCUGCAUAUUAAUUUUGCCAGUAGUCUGGGUCGGGGUCAGUGUCUGGCAAAAGCGGUAUGCUGCGCUAUGGGCCUUUUCGGGCUGGAUUUACUUGACUUGUGCGGCUGCUUUUUUCAUGCAAUCGAUCCGAACAUGCAAGCAGCCUUGGAGUCGACGUUGCUGUCUUAUGCUUGGUCUGAUGAAUGCGCUCGCUGGGACGUUGACUGCUGCGCUAGGCAUAUUUUCGGUUCUGAAUGUGACGGUGACGCCUCCAUUUUAUUUCCACGAGCAAUGUUUCAUUCUCCUUCUUGAACUGGCGCUUACGGUUGUGUAUGCUGAGAAACAAUUGAGGGCCGCCAAGGCGGAGGGAAUCAAGCUCCAAGAGCAAAUCAGGCAAGGUGUACACAAUCAAGCCAAGGUUCGCCAACCAAAUGAGCUCAGCGGGACAGAUCUCCCGUCUCUCCCGGCGCGUGAGCGCUACGAAAUUGUGUCAGAUUUUACCGAGACUGGCUUUGCGAACAUCAUCUCAAGAGAUAUCAAGCUCUCAGCCUGCAUCUCGAGGGAGACCUUGAGAACUGAAUCGUCGCUCUCCAUUGGCGGAGCCCCAAUUUAG